Haemorhous mexicanus (house finch) is the source of this 1392-nucleotide messenger RNA. RefSeq names its product mediator complex subunit 8 (gene MED8). Gene Ontology annotation, molecular function: transcription coregulator activity; RNA polymerase II cis-regulatory region sequence-specific DNA binding. The record is from RefSeq and is a predicted model, not a curated record. The transcript has 7 exons. Gene Ontology annotation, cellular component: core mediator complex; mediator complex. Bases 93 to 986 code for a protein of 297 amino acids. Gene Ontology annotation, biological process: regulation of transcription by RNA polymerase II. NCBI's taxonomy places the organism in Eukaryota, Metazoa, Chordata, Aves, Passeriformes, Fringillidae.
GCACGGCACGGCACGGCACGGCACGGCACGGCUCCCCCAGCCCCGCUCCCCUGCCCGCACCCACCUCCCCGUCGGGCCGCUCGGCCGCCGCCAUGUCCGCGCGGUCCCGCCCCGGAACUGCGGCUCCCCCGGAACAACGGGGCGGGGCCGCGGCCGCCAUCGCCGCCGCCAUCGCCGCCAUGCAGAGAGAGGAGAAGCAGCUGGAGCUGACCCUGGAGGCACUCAUCAGUCAGGUGGCUGACCUGAAGAACUCCUUGGUCAGUUUUAUCUACAAGCUGGAGAACGAGUAUGAUCGACUCACAUGGCCUUCAGUUCUGGACAGCUUUGCAUUGCUCUCAGGACAGCUGAACACCUUGAAUAAAGUGCUAAAGAACGAGAAGACGCCGCUGCUGCGAAACCAGGUGAUCAUCCCCCUAGUGCUGUCUCCAGACCGCGAUGAGGAGAUCAUGCGGCAGACAGAGGGGCGUGUGCCGGUGUUCAGCCAUGAAGUGGUGCCCGACCACCUUCGAACUAAGCCCGACCCUGAGGUGGAGGAGCAGGAGAAGCAGCUGAUCACAGAUGCAGCUCGAAUCAGCCCUGAUGCAGCACAGAAACAGAUCCAAAGUCUGAACAAAAUGUGCUCAAAUUUGCUGGAAAAAAUCAGUAAGGAGGAGCGUGAAUCUGAAAGUGGAGGUUUACGACAGAACAAGCAGACCUUCAACCCUGCAGAUACCAAUGCACUGGUAGCAGCUGUGGCCUUUGGGAAAGGGCUGUCAAACCGGAGACCCCCAGGCUCUGGGGCAUCUGUCCAGUCGGGCCAGCCAGGAGCUGGUGCCAUCAUUGCAGGUGCUUCAGGCAUGCAGCAGGUCCCAAUGACAGGUGCACCAGCUCAGCAGCAGCCAAUGCUGGCAGGAGUGCAGAUGGCACCAGCAGGGCAGCCAGGAAAAAUGCCGAGUGGCAUAAAAACAAAUAUAAAAUCUGCCUCAAUGCAUCCGUAUCAGAGAUGAGCUGAGAUGAACCAGACCUGGGGAACAGCAACAUUUGUUACUGCUGCAGGCACCCCACCUGGAUUCCUUCUAGGACUUCCAAGUCCCUUCACAAAUCCACACACCAUAUUUGGGAAGACAGGGCUUAUAAGGCCCUUCCCUGGAUUUUAUUUAGUGCUGGGUGGCUUGUGUGGAGCUGCUGCUGGCCAUGUCUCCUGGACACAAGUACUUCUCUGUUCAGCCAGAGCAGAGGACUUUGCUUCUGGUAUUGAUGCCAUCUUCUCCAGGUCUGGCCUGGAGGAGAGCUACCCUUUCCUGAUAGAGAACCUGAAAAGCUGCACAGAGCUCCUUGUUUCUGCUCGUUUACUUGGUAUGUUCUUUCUUUACUCCGUCUUGUUUAAUAAAGACCUUGUUAUGCUCACUGUGA